This is a messenger RNA of Parasteatoda tepidariorum (common house spider), 1912 nucleotides long. Lineage: Eukaryota; Metazoa; Arthropoda; Arachnida; Araneae; Theridiidae. The record is from RefSeq and is a predicted model, not a curated record.
CUUCAGUUUCUGAAGUCAUGUGAUAUGCUUUUACUUCUUUUUCCGAAGUCAUGUGACAUUAACCUCAAUUAUUGAAGUUUAAGAUUGAAGUGAAGUGAACUUCUAGCUGUCUGGCUGGAAUGUAAACUUUAGUUCAUUUAAGUGGGAAAUUACAUCAUUUUAUUUCCAAUGGACAGCUAAAUGACUUUUAGUUGAGUUGCUUGUUUUUAUCAGAAGGCAUUAGAAUUACUAUUUAAAACUAAAAAUGCCUGUCAGUGGAGAUACUCGGCAAGCUUUAAAGCUUCUUGAACGAAUCCAAGACCAUUUGCAGAAAUCUGAAGCUGCACAGUUAAAUCCUACCGUUGGAGAUGAUCUCACUACCUUAAUAUCAGUUUUAGACAGUCCAGUUUUUAACAGCAUUUUAAAUAUUCAGGAUUCACUGCAAGAAUUGAAAAGGCAACUGCAUAAACAUCCUUCCAUCUUGCCCGUUGACUUUGACAUAUCUCCAAACACUGGAGAGCUUCUUUUAAAUUUGCCAUCUGAACCAAUCCCUAUGCAAAAUUCAGACUCCUAUGAACCAAGCUCUGAAGCUGAACACAACUAUGAAUAUAAAAGUCAGAUUCCAAAAGCAAUAAAUAUGGAUGAUAUCAAUGCAGGAGUUGAUGUUUUAAAUGUUUCAUCUCAUAUCAUUGCUCCUCCUGAAUACGUUUUGUCCGCAAUCACAACUGAAAGUUACGCUGAAGAAUUUCAACGAACUAUUGAUCAGGGAGCUCAAGGUCGUGAUAUUCACACAUUGCAAUUAUUUAAGCCUGAAGGAAGUAGUUUAGGUUUUAGUGUUGUCGGAUUGAGGAAUGAAACUAAAGGAGAAUUGGGCAUUUUCAUUCAAGAGAUACAACCGAAUGGGAUUGCUGGAAGAGAUGGUCGUCUACAGGAAGGCGAUCAGAUCCUGGCGAUCGACGGCCAGCCGUUGGACAGCAACAUCUCCCAUCAGCAGGCCAUAAGUAUUCUGCAGCAAGCCCGGGGCCUGGUCGAACUAAUCGUGGCCCGGGGCGGUAUUCCAACAUCAGAACCUGUGACCCCUGCUGUAUCCCUGGAGCGGUCACCUUCAGCCGUCAGUGACGCGUCCAAAGGAUCCGAUAUGGUAUUAAACACUGAGUGGGCUCAGGUUGAAUCUAUAGAGCUACUCAAUGACGGUUCUGGACUUGGGUUUGGUAUUAUCGGUGGCCGCAGUACCGGAGUGGUGGUUAAAACCAUAUUGCCUGGAGGUGUUGCGGACAGGGACGGCAGACUUCAGAGUGGCGACCAUAUCCUACAGAUAGGUGAUGUGAACCUGCGCGGCAUGGGCUCUGAACAGGUCGCCAUGGUCCUCAGGCAAUCCGGCACCCACGUCCGACUCAUAGUGGCCCGUCCCGUAGAUCCUGCUUCCUGUGCCUCUCUCCGGAGUCACGCACCCCUCGUUCCCACUCGGAUCCUGGCUGACCCCGAGGAACUGGAGAAGCACCUCACUAUGUUUGCUCAAAACGGAUUUUCUGAGCCCUCUCCGUACAAGGGCCCCACAUCCGUUGACACUCCCUUCGCCUACCAGAGGGAACUUGGAGAUGAUUUGGUAAGUCCUUUUCUCCUCCAACCCCCUUUUUCCAGUUUUCUCCAGGAAAGUUGCCACCGGUCGAUAUUUAUGCGAGGUUGUACGUGUUGGUGUAAGUUGAGUUUUGGCACCGAUUUCAAGUUACUAAAGGUGCCACGCAGUCUGCAGUACUCCGGCCUGUUGUUGGAUUGUUGUCUCGUUUUUUUUCUUCUAUUUAAUUUGUUUCUUAUUGAUUUUAUCUUAUAUUACGCUUCUAUUUGUGUUUUGUCGAGAGAAUGUCUUGGGAAAUCUAUUGAAAAUAUUGAUUUAUCCAAGUUUUGUUUUUGUUGGUAGGAUUGAUUUCGGAUU